AUGACCAACUUCAAGUGGGUCAUUGCGGCAGUCACCCUCCUGUCUGGACAGGUCCUGGCUGCCCCUACUGCCACUAUUGCUAAGCGCGCCACUGUCAGCGAUAUGCAGGCUGCGUUCGGCUACGCCAGCUUGAACGGUGGAACCACCGGUGGAUCCGGCGGUACUACCACCACCGUCUCGUCCUAUGCGGCCUUCACCUCGGCGGUCUCGGGCGAUGAUGCCAAGGUCGUCUACGUCGAUGGCACCAUCAAGAAGGCCGCCGACCAGGUGAAGGUGGGCAGCAACACCUCCAUCAUCGGCAAGGAUGCCAACGCCAUCCUGGAGGGAUUCGGACUUCUCGUCAAGAAGAAGGAGAACGUGAUCAUCCGUAACCUGGGUGUCAAGAAGGUCCUGGCUGACAAUGGCGAUGCCAUUGGCGUUCAAUACUCCAACAACGUCUGGAUCGACCACUGCGAUGUUUCCUCUGACAAGGACCACGACAAGGACUACUACGACGGACUGAUUGAUAUCACCCACGGCUCCGACUACGUCACCGUCUCCAACACCUUCUUCCACGACCACUGGAAGGCCUCUCUGAUCGGCCACUCCGACAGCAACGAAUCCCAAGACAAGGGCCACCUCACCGUCACCUACGCCAACAACUACUGGUACAACAUCAACUCCCGCGGCCCGUCCUUCCGGUUCGGUACCGGCCACAUCUACAACAGCUACUACCUGGACGUGAGCGACGGCAUCAACACCCGUGAUGGCGCCCAGCUGCUCGUCGAGUCCAACCAGUUCGUCGACUCCAAGAAGGCUCUUUACUCCACUAAGUCGGGAUACGCGGUGUCGAAGGAUAAUGACUUUGGAGGUGCUAAGAAUGAUGCUGAUGAGGGUACCCUCACCUCUAUGCCUUAUGAUUAUACUCUUUUGGGGUCGGCGAAUGUUAAGGCCGCGGUGGUGGGUACCGCUGGUCAGACGCUUACUUUUUAA
Aspergillus ibericus CBS 121593 is the source of this 972-nucleotide messenger RNA. Its product is annotated as pectate lyase family protein. The record is from RefSeq and is a predicted model, not a curated record. The transcript is spliced from 5 exons. The coding region runs from base 1 to 972 and encodes 323 amino acids. NCBI's taxonomy places the organism in Eukaryota, Fungi, Ascomycota, Eurotiomycetes, Eurotiales, Aspergillaceae. Gene Ontology annotation, molecular function: pectate lyase activity.